Messenger RNA from Penicillium cataractarum, 1155 nucleotides. Its product is annotated as glycoside hydrolase family 5 protein. Gene Ontology annotation, biological process: glucan catabolic process. The record is from RefSeq and is a predicted model, not a curated record. Gene Ontology annotation, molecular function: hydrolase activity, hydrolyzing O-glycosyl compounds. Lineage: Eukaryota; Fungi; Ascomycota; Eurotiomycetes; Eurotiales; Aspergillaceae. Bases 1 to 1155 code for a protein of 384 amino acids. The transcript has 4 exons.
AUGUGUGGAGCUGCUCUGAUCGCUCCCACCCUAGCAACCAUUUAUUGGGCAGGCAUAGAUGAGUCUGGAGGAGAAUUCGCACCUGGUGUGCUGCCAGGGGCGUUUGGUGUCGACUACGCCUUCGUUAAUAACUCGGCGGUUGAUAUCUACGUCGAAGAAAGCAAGGUCAACCUCUUCCGUGUCGCCUUUCUGUUGGAGCGCAUGUGCCCUCUGGAGUAUGGAUUAGGCAGUAAAUUCAAUGAGACCUACUUCAUGCACUACAAAGAGGCAAUUGACCAUAUUACUCUCACUAGGGGAGCCUAUGCAAUUUUGGACCCCCACAACUAUAUGCGUUACAAUGAUGCCUCUGAACAGCCUCUUAGCGGUAGCAUUAUCGGUAACUGGUCAGAUCCCAAGGCUGCGACAACGCAACAGUUCGGUGAAUUUUGGGGCGAGCUUGCAUCCCGGUUUAGGCACAAUGAGAAAGUCAUAUUCGGACUCAUGAACGAGCCGUGGGGUACUAAUACAUCCUUGGUGCUGAAGAAUGACCAGUCGGCGAUUGAUCAUAUCCGGGCGGCAGGAUGUGAGCAGCUGAUUCUUGCCCCUGGAAACGACUGGACUGGGGGCCACUCGUGGCAUGACAACGGCGAGGACUCAAAUGCUAACUGGAUGUGGAAGCUACGCGACCCCAUCCACAACACAGCGUUUGAUGUCCAUGAAUACCUCGAUGUGGACUUUAGUGGUUCGCACGUGGAUUGUGUGUCUGACCCACGUAUCUUCCUGUCAAAUUUGACAUCUUGGCUGGAAGAUCAUAACUUUAAGGCCAUGAUUACUGAGUUUGGUGGGUCCAACACAACAGGCUGCUAUGACAUGCUGAAGGUUUUGAUUGAUUACAUGGAAGAAAACCCGGUUUAUAUAGGGUGGUCCAUGUGGGCUGCUGGUCCGCUUUGGGGAUCACAAUCUGCUUGCUGUGAGAACUAUGGUUUCUUGGGCAGCUUGGAGCCAGACAGCCUUGCUAUUGAUGGUAGCCCCGGCUUGUACGAACAGGUCUGGCUUGCUCAUAUGAAACCCGUAGUCCCCAAGGAGCUUGUAUGGUCUGGUGUGAGCAGUGUUCGAGGAGGGAAAAAAACCCUCCCACCCCAGAAAAAGAGCCCUGGUGAGGAGUCGAGAGUUUGA